Acanthosepion pharaonis is the source of this 1230-nucleotide messenger RNA. NCBI's taxonomy places the organism in Eukaryota, Metazoa, Mollusca, Cephalopoda, Sepiida, Sepiidae. The record is from the annotation of a GenBank genome assembly.
AUGGGACCAUAUUGGACAAUCCGUUGGGGGUCUGGAAUCAUCAAAAGGUUAAGAAUCCCUGCUUUAGAGUGCCGUCCUUUUUUUUCUUUCUUUCUUUAUUUCUUUCUUUCUUCUACAGUUGGCCUUUCUUUGUUCUUCGUUUCGUUCGUCUUUUGUCGCCUUUCCUUUUUUUUCUUUUUUCUCCUAUUUUUGUUUCUUUCUUUAUUUUAUUGUCCUUCUUUCUUUUUUCUUCCUUUUUUCUUUCUUUCUUCUAUUGUUGUCUUUUCCUUUUUCUUUCUUUCUUUUUUCCUAUCUUUCUUCUGUUGUCGUCCUUUCUUUUUUUUCCUCCUUUCUUUUUCUUCCUUUCCAUUUCUUCCUUUCUUUUUCUUCCUUUCUUGCUUCUAUUGUCGUCCUUUCUCUUUUCGUUCUUUCUUUCUUUCUUUCUUUCUUUUUUCUUCUAUUGUCGCCUUUCUUUUCUUUUUCUUUCUUUCUCCUUUUGUUGUCCUUUCUUUUUUCUUUCUUUAUUGUCGUCCUUUCAUUUUUUUAUUUCUUUCUUUAUUUUAUUGUCCACCUUUCUUUUUUCUUCCUUUCUUCAUUCUCUCUUUCUUCUAUUGCCGUUCUUUCUUUCUUGCUUUCUUUCUUCUAUAUUUCUCCUGUUUUUUCUUCCUUUCUUUCUUUUAUUCCCUUUUCUUUUUUUAUUUCCUUCUUUUUUAUUCCUUUCUUGCUUCUAUUGUCGUCUUUUCUCUUUCCUUUCUUUCUUUCGUCUAUUGUCGUUCUUUCUAUUUUUUUUCCUUCUUUCUUCUUUCUGUCCUACCAUGUUUUCUUCUUCUUUUCUUUCUUCUAAUAUCGUCUUUUCUUUCCCCUUUCUUUUUCUUCUAUUAUCGUCUUUUCAUUUUUCUUUCUUUCUUUCUUUCAUCUAUCGCUAAAAAUAUUUUUUUCUUCCUCACUCUCUUUCUUUCUCCUCUCUUUUUUUUCUUCCUCUAUCUUUAUUUCUCUCGCUUCCCCCUAUUCCCCUCUCUCUCUCUCUCUCUCUCUCUCUCUCUCUCUCUCUCUCUCUCACACACGGUCUCCUUCUUCAGGUUCCGUUCCGUAAUCAUCUCUCUCUCUCUCUCUCUCUCUCUCUCUCUCUCUCUCUCUCUCUCUCUCUCUCUUUGGUAUAACUCUCUGAGGAAACCCUGUGUCUGUCUCCGUCUCUCUCUCUCUCUCUCUCUCUCUCUCUCUCUCUCUCUCUCUCUUUGGACUCUUGUAUAA